Molecule: messenger RNA, 339 nt
Organism: Rhinocladiella mackenziei CBS 650.93
Lineage: Eukaryota; Fungi; Ascomycota; Eurotiomycetes; Chaetothyriales; Herpotrichiellaceae
Product: diphthamide biosynthesis protein 3
Exons: 1
Coding region: 1-339 (112 amino acids)
Biological process (GO): protein histidyl modification to diphthamide
Molecular function (GO): metal ion binding
Source: RefSeq, a predicted model, not a curated record
AUGCCCUCAACAACUACCACCGCCGCAGCGACAUCCACCAUGAUGAACCUCACGGCAUCAUCUUCUUCGGCCAACGCAACCGAGGAUCUUGACAUCUACGACGAGAUCGAGAUUGAAGACAUGACAUAUGACUCCGUCUUAGAAAUCUACCACUACCCGUGUCCCUGUGGUGAUCGCUUUGAAAUUGCUAUUGCAGAUCUCAGAGCUGGAGAGGAUGUCGCAGUUUGUCCGAGUUGUAGCCUCAUGAUCCGUGUCAUAUUUGAACCGGAGGAUCUGCCAGAGGACGGCAACAAGAGUAAGCAGAAGAAGGAGGAAAGGUGUGACAAGCUGGUGGGUUAG